AGUUUGAAAGUUAGGUAUCGAUUCUAGUCCAAGCUUUUUUGACAAGUAAACAACGUAAAUCGUACGUGAAUUGUCUUGUCAGAUUUAAACUUUUUGGGUCGAAAAAUGGUUCCGGGUAAAGGUAAUAUCUCCAAAGGAAAAGGAGCUACAAAUGUCAAAGGUUCAACGUCAGCCACAAAAGUCAAAAGGGAAAGAGUUUCAGAACCUGAGGAUUCAGAUGAAGAAGUUACUCUAGCUGAUGUCCGAGCUGUCGACUAUGGAAAGGUUUUACCUCGUUUCACAUCCAUUACGACUAGAUCAGAAGAAGGGGGUGUUAUGAUGGAUGAUUUGGACACCUUACAAAUGGAACUAGAAACACUACUCAAUUGUGUUGUUUUGCGUUCCUUAAAUUUACAGAGAGAAAUUGCAGGAAUGACUGAAAAGCCUCCAUCUCCUGGAAAACGAUCAAAACAAGAAGAGCGUUCACCUAAAAAGUUCAAAGAUCAACCAGGAAAGCUUAGAGAUGCACACACACCUCCACUUUUAAAGCAGAUGAAAAUUAAAUCUGCUCUAGCUAAGCCUAUCCCACCAGAAGGAGUUGUUGAGGAAAUGCCUCCUUUAGAAUUAAUGAAGACAUCAACUGCCAAAAAUGAUACACCAAACAAAUUUUGGGCUUCUGUAGAACCAUACUGUGCUCUUUUUACAGAUGAUGAUUUAAAGCUAGUAGAAGAACUAAUCUCAACUCAUAAUGAGGAUGAAGAAUACCUCAAAAUUCCUCCUCUCGGUCGCCACUAUACACUUCGGUGGGCAGAAGAUGAUUUACUUCAGGAGCAAAGAGAGGGCUCUCGUUUCGGCGAGAAAAAGAAGAUUACCUCUGGAUCUUCUGUAGGAACAGAAGAGGCUCAAAGAUUAAUGGACACAGCAGCUAAAAACAAUGCUGAAACAAAUACUACAUCUGCGACGGGGAUGUGUGGACCUAUGACCCAGCGUCUCAUUUCAGCUCUUUUAGAAGAAAAUAUUGUAACUUCUGUGCAGGACACAAUGGAAUCAGAAGGGCAAGACGAAAACGCGAAAUCUACUGGCACGAAGGCAGCAAUGAAUGGACCUCAAGCUGCUGCACUUGAACGUCGUAUUCGUCAAGAGUUAGAAGAACAAGGCAUUUUAACUUCCGAAGAAGCCAACGUUAAUUCGGCCGAUGAUGAAAUAUUGACGGAGUUACGUCGAUGCCAAGGAGAAUUGAGGGCCAUUUCACUGCACAACUUGAAACAACUGAAACGACUGUACCGCCUCAGUCAAGAAGAAAUGAAACGUCAGGAAAUACGGAAAAAAUUGAUUGCAGCGGACGCUGAGGUAUUAGACGUAUAUCGUAAAAUGGCUGCCGCUAAACAAAAAAAACGCCCGUUAAGCAAAAAAGAAAAAGAUCAGAUGUGGAAAAUACUUCGUGAUCGUGAAGCGAUUGUCAAACAGCUGGACACGGGAACGACUAGUAUGUAAAUAUUUUUUCAAACAAUACAAGACGUGUGUGAUGAAGAUGAACUAAGAUGGUUAAUUGAACUUUGCAUAACAAUAUAAACUUUUAACAAG
This is a messenger RNA of Daphnia pulicaria, 1563 nucleotides long. Its product is annotated as transcriptional adapter 3-B-like. NCBI's taxonomy places the organism in Eukaryota, Metazoa, Arthropoda, Branchiopoda, Diplostraca, Daphniidae. Gene Ontology annotation, cellular component: SAGA complex. The coding region runs from base 106 to 1473 and encodes 455 amino acids. The record is from RefSeq and is a predicted model, not a curated record. Gene Ontology annotation, molecular function: transcription coactivator activity. Gene Ontology annotation, biological process: regulation of transcription by RNA polymerase II. The transcript is spliced from 9 exons.